This is a messenger RNA of Mycosarcoma maydis (corn smut), 1155 nucleotides long. RefSeq lists its product as uncharacterized. Bases 1 to 1155 code for a protein of 384 amino acids. The transcript has a single exon. NCBI's taxonomy places the organism in Eukaryota, Fungi, Basidiomycota, Ustilaginomycetes, Ustilaginales. The record is from RefSeq and is a predicted model, not a curated record.
AUGGAUCUCGUACAAUCGUUGUUGGGAGAGAUCGGCGUUCCGAUUCCUGACACCAAGACACUGUCGUUCGUCGGCACGCUCAUCUGCGUGGGUCUGACAGUGCCACUCGCCGUCAUGUUCCACUAUUCGGCUCGGCCUCGUAUUCAGCGAGUCAAGAUUUACGAGGAGCGCGUGCUGAUCCUCGGUGCAUCCACAGAGAAAGGCGUGGGUGAAGCACUGGCACUCCAAUACGCUCGUCGGGGCUGUCGCGAUCUGAUCCUUGUCGGUCGCAACCUGCAAGGACUCGAGGCUGUCAAGAAGCGCUGUAUCGAGCAGGCAAUUGAAGGAGAAGAGUGGGAAAUGUCGGAUGAGGCGCCUGGAGACCAAGCCAAGAGCAAGCACGAUUUGCGCAUCCAUUGCAUCGCUGCGGACUGCGCCAACGCGCAAGAUGUGGAUCGUCUCAGAAAGCAGGUUUCGGCGAAAAUCAAGGGUCUCGACACCCUGCACAUCUGCUUUGGCGUUUCAGCGCUGCUUCCGCUACUUGGCGUGGCAGGCGUGGAUCCAGUGCGUCGCGCUGACAAGCAGGAUCCGUCCAAGGUGUAUGCGGACAAAUCCGGCCUUGAAGCCGUUCAGCAAGCCGUUGUGAAUGCUUCGAAUGUCAACGUUGCAGGAACCGCGAUCUGUCUGGCUGCAUUCUUGCCGAUGCUUCAAACCACAUCGCACUAUCCAGCUGUCGUUCUCAUGUCUUCGGCAGCAGCGCUGUUCGCUGCGCCGACGCGCUCCGUUUAUGCUGCCACCAAGGCGGCUCAGCUCUCGCUCUUUCGAUCCGUCGCGCUCGAGUCGCAGGCGCAUGCACAAGUCAAGCCAGCCAAUUCAGCAAAGCCCCGUUCCCAGGUCCACUUCCUCUCCAUCUGCCCAGCUACCAUCGCUACAUCUUUCCGACACUCUGCGGUCGAUCUGGACCACACCAAAGCCGACAUGCCCGAAGACCUCGCUUGGGUCAAAGGCGAAAAGAUGCUUACGCCAUUCCAUGUUGCUCAGAGAACCAUCUUUGCUGUGGAUCGCUUUACACAAGGCAUCGUAACUCUGCCGUCCUCGUAUGCAUUUGCUACUUGGAUCGACAAGAUCUUCCCCAGCGUCACUGCGAAGAUGGCGCGCAAAAAGUAUGCUUAUUGA